AUGGCGUUAAAAACCCAUGCCGAAAUUGAUUCUUUCGUUGUUGGAGACAAUACCAUAGAAUUGAUUGGUUAUGUGGACGAGAUUAACGGCAGCAAACAAGUUAAAAACAACACAAAAACACUCUUCAAAUUUAUUCUGAACAAUGGACAAGGGAGGAGGAUACGUAUCCUCAUGUGGGACGAAAUGGCUAAAAAAUUUGAACAGACGAUUGUUAAUAAGCAGGGAGAAGAACACAGCAAGCAUUCCAAUGUAGUCGAUACAUUUUUUGAAUUAGAUACUACUGACGCUACUCGAAGGCAGAUUGAACCGUGUGACCAAAAACACAAGAAAAUAAUUGAGUUGGAAAUUUUGUAG
This is a messenger RNA of Ceutorhynchus assimilis (cabbage seed weevil), 354 nucleotides long. The record is from the annotation of a GenBank genome assembly. NCBI's taxonomy places the organism in Eukaryota, Metazoa, Arthropoda, Insecta, Coleoptera, Curculionidae.